AUGCGGUCCAAAUUCAAAGACGAACAUCCUUUUGAGAAACGCAAGGCAGAAGCUGACCGUAUUCGGCAAAAAUACCCCGACCGCAUCCCAGUCAUCUGUGAAAAGGUCGAAAAGAGCGACAUUCCGACGAUUGACAAGAAGAAGUACUUGGUUCCUUCAGAUUUAACAGUGGGCCAGUUCGUAUAUGUGAUUCGCAAGCGCAUAAAGCUUAGUCCAGAACAAGCCAUCUUUGUGUUUGUAGACGAAAUUCUACCACCCGCAGCAGCAUUGAUGAGUGCCAUCUAUGAAGAGCACAGAGAUGACGAUGGUUUUCUAUACAUUACGUACUCAGGUGAAAACACUUUCGGGCAAACUGGCCUAGCAUAA
Molecule: messenger RNA, 366 nt
Organism: Phycomyces blakesleeanus NRRL 1555(-)
Lineage: Eukaryota; Fungi; Mucoromycota; Mucoromycetes; Mucorales; Phycomycetaceae
Exons: 4
Coding region: 1-366 (121 amino acids)
Biological process (GO): macroautophagy; cellular response to nitrogen starvation
Cellular component (GO): fungal-type vacuole membrane; cytosol; autophagosome
Molecular function (GO): phosphatidylethanolamine binding
Source: RefSeq, a predicted model, not a curated record